Molecule: messenger RNA, 716 nt
Organism: Eupeodes corollae
Lineage: Eukaryota; Metazoa; Arthropoda; Insecta; Diptera; Syrphidae
Exons: 2
Coding region: 118-675 (185 amino acids)
Source: RefSeq, a predicted model, not a curated record
UUCAUAUAACAUCCCUGUGAAUGUUGACUUCUCUCUUCAAAAUAAAAAAAAAUAGACACUUAAAAUUGUAAAGUAAACAAAAACCUGUACAAUUAAAUUCUCAAAAAUUCAAGUAAGAUGUCCUACCUGCUCACUGAAAUUGCCCUCGAUAUGUUGGGCUACAAAUUUUACGACAUAAACGGCACAUAUCGCAUAACUGACUUCCAAUCCGUCUCCGGGCCAACAGAUUGUGAUGAAAAAUCCCUUGAAGAAAUCAUGUAUCCCAAAGAUGCUCCCUGCCCAUCGACAGAAGACACAAAUUCCAAUGAUUCCGAUGAAUGUAUUGAAGUUCCCAACUUGCCUGUACCUUCAAUAUCGGUCAAUCAAGAUCUCCUAGUACUACAAAAUAUCCGAGAAUCCAUUGAAAAAGAAGUCGAUAGUUUGCGGGAGGAGAUUUAUCAUAAGAAAACUAAAUUUAUAGAAGAUAAUAUUAAGGUUAUCCGAAAGAGAGACAAAGCAGCUAAGAUUACACCGAAGGAAAUCCUAGAUCCUUAUAAUGAGAGUGAAAGUAAAAAUAUACGCAAAGAAGCAGAGAUGCUUGGGGAGUUUUUGAAAAAUGUCGAACAAAAAUUGGAAGAAGCUAAUCCGGAACAAUUCAAAGAACUGAAGAGAUAUAGAAUGGAAGAGUUUUUAUAAGUACAUAUGUUAUUGUUAAAUAAAAAAUGAUAAAACUGGGA